AUGGAAUAUCCCUUCUACUCUGCUGCUCGGCAAUACCCGCUGUUCUCGGUAGCGCAUCCUCAGCCAACGGAAACUCCGCCGCCCAAUCAAUUCCAGCUCCAACUUGACCAAGAGCACUUCGAUCCUACAUACCAACCGCUUGAUAGCCAGUUCGCUUUCGAUUCUUCUGCUCUCCUCGGAACGCCCGCGCCACCGUCAUCAGAUAACUAUGGGAAAUAUCCACUCAAUUCCCAUAUUAUUGAUGAUAACGACAAUGGCAGCAAUAGCAAUGGCGCUACGCAAGUUAUAAGCGGACGCGAAAUGCAGGAGGUUCCAGCAGACUUCAACCACCAUAGCAGCAGUGAGGAGAAGGAAACAUUGACACCAGCCCAAAGCAGACGAAAGGCGCAAAAUAGAGCUGCUCAACGGGCCUUUCGAGAACGAAAGGAACGACGUGUUCGCGAUCUUGAGCAGGAGUUAAACGAAUACAAAAGUAACUAUUCUUCUCUAAUGGAAGAUAACGAAAGCCUAAAAAGGCAAAUGGCAAAAGUUGCGAUGGAAAAUGAAAUUCUUCGAGCUACGUCAAUCAACAGUACGGGCGCAAGCGGUGGUCAUGAUCACGAUCCGCAACCCACCACAACAGGGCCUUUAAGAUAUUUGCCAACCGACAAUUUCUCGAGCAAUGGAAAGAAGAAGGAUCCAGUUCAUCGCAUCGCGGUUAGCAGGACAACGGGAGAAAAACUGCUAGAUGUAUCCGCCACGUGGGAUCUGAUCGUGGGCCAUUUGUCGAAACAGGGCUUGAACCUGGAUGUUCAGGAUAUAUACGACAGGCUAAAAAGACAUACUCAAUGCGAUGGACAGGGGCCGGUUAUUGAGGAAGCACAUGUGUUUCAGGCUAUUGAGGAAAGUAUCGCAUCUGGGAGCGGCGAGCUGAUCAAGAUUUGA
Paracoccidioides lutzii Pb01 is the source of this 924-nucleotide messenger RNA. RefSeq lists its product as hypothetical. Gene Ontology annotation, molecular function: transcription cis-regulatory region binding; DNA-binding transcription activator activity, RNA polymerase II-specific. The record is from RefSeq and is a predicted model, not a curated record. Bases 1 to 924 code for a protein of 307 amino acids. Gene Ontology annotation, cellular component: RNA polymerase II transcription regulator complex. The transcript has 3 exons.